UAUUUCUCUAGUAUUAACCUCAAAAACAUCAUGGGUGUGUUCACUUUCAUAAAUGAAUAUAUUUCCACAGUUCCUCCGGCAAGAUUGUUCAAGGCCCUAAUUCUGGACUCUCGCAACCUCGUUCCCAAACUCAUGCCUCAGGCUAUCAAGAGUAUUGACAUCAUCCAAGGCGAUGGAGGGGCUGGAACCAUUAGGCAGAUCAACUUUAUUGAAGGUAAUUAUGCAGUGGUCGGCUUUAUCGGCAUCAAGAGUCGCGUAGAUGAGUUGAACAAGGAGACAUUCACGUACAGGUACUCCAUAAUCGAUCUGGAUGAAAAGUUUGAAUCUAUUGUUCAUGAAGUAAAAUUUGAGCCAACACUGGAUGGCGAGAGCAAGAACAAAGUUAAAGACAUGUACUACACCAAAGGCGAUGUUGAGCUCAAAGAAGAGGAUGUGAAGGCACGCAAAGGGAUAGUCUUGGGAGCGUUCAAGGCCACUGAAGCAUACCUCCUCAAAAACCCCAAUGCUUAUGCUUGAAGUUUCAACAGUUCUCUUAAAUAAAUUUAAGAAGUCCUGUCAAUAAGUACCCGUGAUAUUCUCUGUAUUCUGUUAGAAGUUUCCGAGUUCCUUCACUUCCAUAUGCUGGUAAACGUCCCUUAGAUUUGACAAAAAA
This is a messenger RNA of Syzygium oleosum, 652 nucleotides long. RefSeq names its product major strawberry allergen Fra a 1-2-like. The coding region runs from base 31 to 516 and encodes 161 amino acids. The record is from RefSeq and is a predicted model, not a curated record. Gene Ontology annotation, cellular component: nucleus; cytoplasm. NCBI's taxonomy places the organism in Eukaryota, Viridiplantae, Streptophyta, Magnoliopsida, Myrtales, Myrtaceae. Gene Ontology annotation, biological process: defense response; abscisic acid-activated signaling pathway. Gene Ontology annotation, molecular function: protein phosphatase inhibitor activity; abscisic acid binding; signaling receptor activity. The transcript has 2 exons.